Messenger RNA from Aspergillus brunneoviolaceus CBS 621.78, 767 nucleotides. RefSeq lists its product as uncharacterized. The transcript has a single exon. The record is from RefSeq and is a predicted model, not a curated record. Bases 444 to 767 code for a protein of 107 amino acids. NCBI's taxonomy places the organism in Eukaryota, Fungi, Ascomycota, Eurotiomycetes, Eurotiales, Aspergillaceae.
CUGGUAUCACUGUGGUCCCUGUCACAGGAGAAACAGACAACUGAGGAAUAUUAGGGUCUGGGAGGCAACAGAUUAAGAUAAAGACCAAGGAGAGUCCUUGACCUCCAUUGAAGAACCGCUCUCGAGCCCCCAAUUCCAGCCGUUCCUCUUUCUGCCAUCCCUUCUGUAAACCCAUCAGAAACAAAAGCUUUCUCUCUCACACAAACCCUUUGGGCCGGCGUCGUCUCCCUCUCUUCUUCAUAUACCUGGAAAACAUCAGAAGUGACUUCCACUACUUGACACAACGAAAACCCCUCAUCUGACAAAGCUCGAUUGAACUUCAUUGGCUUCUUGCUGCCCUUGAGCCUCCUUUCACCACUUGAUCCUCUGUGAUACUCUUCUCCUCUCACUGUCUUUCUCUGCCGCUUCUCCACCUCUGUCUCUGGAUAGCAAGCCGGCCUGCCAUGCCACCCAAGGGCCUUUACCACCAAGCUGCUCUCCCCGAAGCACGCGGGCUGAAGUAUGACGAAUCCGACAUGGCUCUCUUCCACGCCAAGCUCUCCUAUCACUCCACUAUCGAAGCCCGCAUGGCAUCCAAGGACUCCAAUCUAGCAUCAAUCUCGGAUGCCCAAGCGCGGAUCCUCAAGCGCUGGGAGAUGCUGAAGCAGGUGGAGAAGGAGAUGGCAGACAAGGGCAAGUCUCUGUCUCCCGCGGAAAGAAAGCAGCUCGCACAAUACGAGUGGCGGUAUAAACGACUGGAGGAGGUGGCGACCCAGAGCACUAGCUGA